AAAAAUUAUGAAUCAAGGAUCAACAAUAUUUUUAUCUUAUCCAGAUGACAGAUUGGAAAACAAAAACAUUCGAUCAAUUGGUGUUCUUGCUUAAUGUCGUUAUCCGGUAUACCACUGAAAUUGUUGAUUCACACCUGUGGUGGUGGUCUAUACACGGUUUACAAUAUACUCCAUAGACUAUUCCGAUUCCAAACAUUCCAUGAUACAUAAUUAGCUAUUUUAUUCCUUAACUAUGGAUAAUAGUAGUAGUGUUACUGCUGGAAACUCGGUAGUUUUUUUGGAUAUCGAAAUUGCCCAAGAAAAAAUUGGACGUAUUGUCAUUGAAUUGUUUAAUAAUAUAGUACCUAAGACUGCUAACAAUUUUAGAGCUCUUUGUACUGGUGAAAGAGGUAUUGGUUUAUCAGGAAAGCCAUUACAUUUAAAAGGGUCACUAUUCCAUCGAGCUGUUCCUGAAUUUAUGGUCCAGGGUGGUGACAUUACUGCUGGUAAUGGAUCAGGCGGUGAAAGUAUAUAUGGUUUAUAUUUUGAGGACGAAAACUUUAAAUUGCUGCAUGAAGAACCUGGAGUCUUGAGUAUGGCAAACACAGGCCAUCCAAAUACUAAUAACUCCCAGUUUUUCAUCACGACUGCUCCGUGCUCACAUUUGGAUGGUAAGAAUGUUGUUUUUGGAAAAGUGAAAAAAGGAUUUUGUGUAGUUCAAACAAUUUCUACCACAGCUACUAAUAAUGAUAUCCCUAUUAAUUCUUGUAUAAUCACAGAUUGUGGUGAGCUAUCAACUGAUAGUAGUACUUGGAAUAUUAAUGAAAAUGAUGCAACCAAUGAUGUUUUUCCCCCUUUUCCUGAAGAUUGGACUGUUCAGCCAGUUGAUCUUGAUAUAAUACAAAUUUGUGAUGUUCUAAAUAAAAUCAAAGAAUCGGGAAACUAUUUUUUUAGUUGCAAAAGUUAUUCAAGUGCUAGACGAAAAUAUGACAAAGUGUUACGAUAUUUUGAAUGGUAUAAAAGUUAUCAUAAAAAUUCUACAAUGGAUUUAAAUAUGCUGAAAAUUAUACAAACAAAUACAUUAUUAAAUUUAUCCACUGUUCAUUUGAAAGAAAAAAAUUACAAAAUUGCAAUUGAAUUAUUAGAACAAGUUCUGAACAUAGAUUGUAAUAAUGGAAAGGCUCUUUUUCGCAUUGGUAAAGCAUUUAGUUCACUCAAUAAUUAUGAGAAAGCAAUAAAAUACUACAAACAAGCUUUAGAAAUUUUUCCAGAUGAAAAAAAUAUUUUAAUUGAGUUAAAAAAAGUAAAACAAGCUCAAACGCAAUAUUUAGCUACAGAAAAAAAGCUUUACUCAAAAAUGUUUUCAUUUUAAGAAAAUAGGUUUCAGAAAAUAAUAUAAUAUAAUUAUACUA
Molecule: messenger RNA, 1391 nt
Organism: Melanaphis sacchari
Lineage: Eukaryota; Metazoa; Arthropoda; Insecta; Hemiptera; Aphididae
Gene: Cyp40
Product: peptidyl-prolyl cis-trans isomerase D
Exons: 9
Coding region: 233-1351 (372 amino acids)
Biological process (GO): protein peptidyl-prolyl isomerization
Cellular component (GO): intracellular membrane-bounded organelle
Molecular function (GO): peptidyl-prolyl cis-trans isomerase activity; protein binding
Source: RefSeq, a predicted model, not a curated record